UCUUGCCUCGAGAAUGAGCACCGAAUUGCAGCAUUAUUAUUUGGAAUUAUCGCCAGACCCUAUACGAUUUGAUGGCACGGGUUUGCUUACGAAUGUGUUUUUCGAUGACGCCAAACAACAGGUCAUUGCAGUACGAUCGGGUGGAGCCACGGGUGUCGUCGUCAAGGGAGCGAGGGAUGGAGAAAGCUUCGUAUUUUGCAUGGACCUGCAUUCCACCGAUACACCCGAUGCGCAGAUUCGAUCGAUCAAGUUCUCCAUCGAAAAUCAAGUCCUGGCAGUGCAGCGCAAUGAAACAUCGGUGGAAUUCAUCAGCUUCCUUCCCAACCACCGACCAAAUCUUCAAGAAAUCCUGCUCUUCAAGGGGAAGAACGUAAUCUACGGCUUCGUGUGGGUCCAGGAGCGCCAGGUCGCAUUAUUCACGAACGUUGGUGUCGAAAUUUUGAUGGUCAAUUUUGAAAAACGGUCGCUGAAAUCCGUCAAGUCGCUCAAUAUAACGGUAAACUGGUUCAGUUACUGUCCGAGUUCAAAGUUCGCGUUGCUCUCUUCGAAUAUGGGCACAAUUCUCACGCCCAUCAUAUUAAAACCUGCAACCAUUACCAAACUGCCCAGACUGGAAUUGGGCAUCGAUCAAGGUUGCAUGGGAAAAGACGUAACGUUGGCACAGCUCUAUGGAAUGAAUGCCAUUUUAAUUCUGCGGCAACCACCGAAUCGCCCAUUCGAAGUCGUCAUCUAUCUUUUGAAUGGGCCCGGCUUGGCACCGAAAAAAUCACACAUCCUUAAACUGGGCCAAAGUGGACGGUUUGCAAUGAAUGUUGUCGACGACGUUGUAAUUGUUCAUCAUCAAGCUACGGCAACGUCAAUGCUGUUCGACAUCGCACUGAGCAGUAGCGAAACCGAACCGGGUACGGGGGCCGUUAUUCAUUCGCCGAUCAUUCCAGCGAAACCCAUUCGUCCAUUUCAGCUUGAAGUGCCAAGCAUAUCCCUCGAUGGGAAAACUAUGAAUUGUGAAUUGUAUACGAAAGAUUGGGUACUGUUUCAACCUAAUAUAGUCAUAGAUUCUAAAUUGGGCUGCCUGUGGUUCGUGCAGCUAAAGUUAAGUGCUCUAUGUGCGCUCAUCACAGACCGGCUGCGUUUGGUAGAGUUCCUGUUGCAGCGAACGGAGGGUAAAACGGUUAUACUUUCGGUGCUCAAAGAGAUCAUGAGCACCAGCUACAGCGGCACCAUGUUGCCAGUGAUCGAGAACAUUUUUAACAAACUAAACGCCCUGUACAAAAGUGUGCUAGACAAUGAGCUGCAGAGUCAAAUGGCGAUGAUGUCGUUGGCAAAGUCGCCCAUAAAAGCCCCUGUGACGCCUCGGGUUCUGAUUGAUCAAGCGGACAUGUACACGACAGUGUUUUCCACCAUAAUCGAUGCCCCACAGACGGGCAAAAUACUGCUGCUCUACCUCAACUCGCUCGUCCGGCACGGCAUCACAGCAAACCACGAGCUGAGCAAAACCCUGCUUAUUGAUCUGGUGAACCACAAACAGUUUGAUACGCUGCAGCUCCUACUAAAAUAUUCGGCAUUGAACGAAUCGAAGGCGUUGGCAUGUUUUCUACUGUCCCUGUCAAACGUGGACUAUCCCAUCAUUUCGCAAAUGGCUCUCGACAUGCUGGCGCGGUUAAAUGCGAACGAGAUCAUUCUGGAAGUGCUACUAGAAAGGGGUCAAAUUGUAGAUGCAUUGCGGCUGGCGAAACAAAUGCCGGGGGCAGAUUCCCUGCCGGCAAGAAAAUAUCUGGAGGCUGCGUGCAAGACAAACGACCCGUUGAUUUUCCAUUCCGUUUACAAUUUUUUCCAGAUGAAAAAUGUUCGUCUCCGGGGAUCUCCGGACUUCCUGAAACAUGAACUAUGUGGAGAAUAUGUGCAAUAUUAUCAAAGUUUAAUAGCUAAUCAAUGCUUAUGAAGCAGGGGUGGGUAAAUUAACACGUCUAUUUAUGUUGAACAGUAAAAAUCCCAAAUAAAUCUUAUUAGAACAGUU
Molecule: messenger RNA, 2017 nt
Organism: Anopheles coustani
Lineage: Eukaryota; Metazoa; Arthropoda; Insecta; Diptera; Culicidae
Gene: Bulli
Product: regulator of MON1-CCZ1 complex
Exons: 5
Coding region: 14-1942 (642 amino acids)
Biological process (GO): regulation of autophagy
Cellular component (GO): late endosome membrane; lysosomal membrane; Mon1-Ccz1 complex
Source: RefSeq, a predicted model, not a curated record